Caenorhabditis remanei is the source of this 1176-nucleotide messenger RNA. RefSeq lists its product as uncharacterized. The transcript has 3 exons. Lineage: Eukaryota; Metazoa; Nematoda; Chromadorea; Rhabditida; Rhabditidae. The record is from RefSeq and is a predicted model, not a curated record. Bases 1 to 1176 code for a protein of 391 amino acids.
AUGGCUUCUCAUCACCGAAGUGAGAGUGAAUCGAGCUAUGACUUCGUUUCACGGGACGAUGAAUCUGAAGAGUUAUUGAAUCAAAAAGAGGAAGAGAAAAAGAAAGAAGAAGACGAUUCGUCGGAUAUCCUCAGUUUCGACGGAAAUGUUUCUUCUGAACAUUCUGAUGAAUUCAACAAUUUUGAAGAAGAAGGAUCUGAUGAAGAAGAAAAUGUCUUGGAACUGGAAAAUGAUGAGACUGAGACUUCUGGGCAAUCCGAGGACUCAUCUAUUCAGAACGUUCAAGAAGUGGGGGAACGUGUUGGAGAUCCAAUUGAACCUUCAAUUGAAGUUCCAAAAAUCAUGGAAAAUUCAAUCGAAACGAUUUUCGAGGAUAAUCAAGAGGAUAAAGAAAAACAAGAAAUAAUACAUCAAAACCAAGAAAACGAAAAAAAUUCGGAUACGAGAGCUGAACAUGAACCGGAAAUAUUAACUACUGAUCCACUGGGUGCUAUUGAAACUUCGAUUCUGAGCCCGGCGACAUCUGCAGUCAAAGACGAGAAUGUGACUGCUCAGCCUUCAAUCGACUCGACUGUUUUAGCUGAAAUUAACCAACUGCGCAAUGAAAUUGCUGAAAUGAAAAAAACUCAAGCUGGACAAGCCAAGAAGAUUACCGAAUUUCAAAAGAAAUUCGACAUUCAACAGAGAGCAGAACGCGAGAAAGAGCUGAAGCGUUAUUCUUCAAUUCAAACGGCAAUUCGUGGUGAAUGGCGUCUUCUGAACUUGGAAGGGCAGAAUGAAACCAUGAAAAGUGAUGGACUUUCGUUUCCGAAUCGUGUGAAAACUCUUGUUGCGAACACUGUUUAUGACUUCGAUGGCUCUAAACUGACAUCAUUCCACCGUCUCUUUUGUAAAAGUUUCGGUCAUUCUUCACUGAAAUUCGGUGUCGAUAAAUCCAGCGGGAUUAUAUUUUCGAACACUUUCAUGAGAGGAAACAUGUUGAUCACGGUUUGGAAAGAUGACAGGGGAAUCUAUCAUGAGAAGAAGGAGAGAUAUGUUCAAGAUGGACAGCUCUACGUUUCUCAUAUCAAUCGAUUCGGAGAGAGAACAACAAGUGUCUACGAGAGAGUCAAGUCUAAAUCCGACAUGUUGUACUCCAUUGGAAACGCCGGUCGUCUUUAUCUGAAGUUUUGGUGA